CGGCUCCUUACAUGCCUGACAACUUCUGCACCUUCAAGCCACUGUGUUCUGCAGAUGCUGAGGAGGAACAUCUCAUAUUGGAGUCCAUUGCUUGGCCUGAAACUCCUCCUCUGCCAGCUCCUUUUUCAUUGAAUCAGACAAGUAACGCCGCCCACAGCACCUUCACCAUUCUCCCAGGGGGGGUUGGAGACGAGCAGCAUGUAGGAGACCAGCUGGAAGUUAUGAUAAAAAUGUACGACUUCCAAGGUAACCCCAAGAAGUCUGGAGGAGAUGCAAUUGUUACCCGUUUGCACAACAGGGCACUUGAAGCAGGUGUGGCUGGACGAGUGGUGGAUCACCUUAAUGGCUCCUACUCUGCUGUAUUCUCUUUACUCUGGGAAGGAAGUGCACAGGUUGAGAUCGAGCCAAAGGCUUCAAGAGCUCCGCCAUUUUCAAGUCAUUUUGGAGAAAGUUCCAUACGGUGGGAGCAGCAAAACUAAACGCUCUUUUCCCGAGCUCAGUGCAUACACGAGGCACAGACAGUUUAAAGACAUCACAGGAACACAAGGCAUAGUGGCUUCUGGUUCUUUGAAGGUGACGCUUGUCCACUCAAGCGAGGCUAUCACAGUCCUCCGUAGGCUAAGCAGAGAACAGCCUGAUAGGACUAUCUUAAAGAGCGUCUUCCGCUCAGGUUCAAUCUCUGAAACUACCAUCUGUAAUAUUUGUCUACGUCAAACCAACCAGCCACAGUGCAACUACACUGACCUCCAUACUGGUGACCCGUGGUUCUGCUACAAGCCAAAGAAACUGAGCUGUGAUACCAGGAUGAACCACAUGAAUGGAGGAAUAGGUAUAAAACUCAAGGCUAAUGAGGCGAACCUUUUCAAAAGCAAUGUCAACAUGCAAGUCUUCAUUCAGGCUUCAGGACCGGCCAAUGUUACUGUGCUGCCUCAAAGGAAAGAGCAACCCAUGGAUAGUCAAGGCAGUGGGAAGUCUGGACUCUCUGGGUAUUACUACCAGGGUGUGUGGCGAUCACUAGGUGGCACCAAAGUCCACCAAUUCAACAACUCCUCUGCCAUCAGUCAGUGUCUGAAAGGAAAGGAGGUCCACAUGUAUGGAGACUCCACCGUCAGGCAGUGGUUUGAGUACCUUGAUGCUUCACUUCCAGAUGCUAAGGAGAUAAACCGGAAUAAUCCAAAGAAAUCAGGACCUUUCCUGAUAUGGGAUAAUGCAAAAAACAUCUUGGUGAAGUUCCACUUACACGGUCCUCCUCUUAGUGCUUCCAUCCAUAUCCCAACCAGUGAGCUGCAUUACAUUGCCAAUGAAAUAGAUGAUGUAGUUGGUGGCACCAACACAGUUGUAAUUUUUGGUAUCUGGGCCCACCUCACUCCUUUCCCAAUGCAAUUCUACAUCAGAAGGCUUUACGGCAUCCGCAGGGCGGUGAUUCGUCUGUUAAACAGGGCUCCAGACACGCUGGUGGUCAUCAGGACUCCAAACCUCAGAGUGGGAGCAUAUGAAGGGAAAACAAGACUGGACCAAGAAUUGAGCCCUGUGGCAGACCGUAUGUCAUGGGGGCCGAGGAAGAAACAAAAUUACCAAUUGAGACAGAAAAUCCUCUAUUUGACAGGUAUGACCCAAACCAUUUGAGUGCAGUUCCAGUGAUGCCCACACACUGAUUAAGUCUAUUGGCUAGAAUUUUAUGAUCAAUAGUAUCAAAUGCUGCGCUUAGGUCCAACAGCAAUAUAACCAAACAUUCCCCAUUAUAAGCGCUCAUCAGCAAAUCGUUUGUAGCCCUGAUAAGAGCAGUUUUGGUACUGUGUCGUUGGAAGAACCCUGAUUGAAACUUGUCACAGAUGUCAUUAUUGUUUAAAACAGAUGUGAGCUGGCUAAAAAAAAAACACCUUUUCAACCUUUUCAAGAACCUUAGAUAUGAACGAGAGUUUGGAAAUGGGUCUAUAAUUCUCUGGAAGUGAUAGAUCAGGGU
Molecule: messenger RNA, 1963 nt
Organism: Labrus mixtus (cuckoo wrasse)
Lineage: Eukaryota; Metazoa; Chordata; Actinopteri; Labriformes; Labridae
Product: NXPE family member 3-like
Exons: 7
Coding region: 271-1626 (451 amino acids)
Source: RefSeq, a predicted model, not a curated record